Messenger RNA from Sphaeroforma arctica JP610, 1072 nucleotides. RefSeq lists its product as hypothetical. Gene Ontology annotation, cellular component: membrane. The transcript is spliced from 6 exons. Gene Ontology annotation, molecular function: zinc ion transmembrane transporter activity. Lineage: Eukaryota; Ichthyosporea; Ichthyophonida. The record is from RefSeq and is a predicted model, not a curated record. Gene Ontology annotation, biological process: intracellular zinc ion homeostasis; zinc ion transmembrane transport. Bases 1 to 801 code for a protein of 266 amino acids.
AUGCUCAUACCAUCUGUGCCUCUCCCUGUCCCCUGCCAGACGACCUAUGUGGGUCUGUGGGUGUUGGCUGGAUUUAUGAGCUUUUUCCUGAUAGAGAAGAUCAUGCGCAAUGGAAGCAACGGCGGUCAUGAACACUCACACGCAACCCCUGCAGCUAUCUUCCAGGAGAAGCCUGCCUUAGUCACCGUUGUAGAGGAGGAUGAGUCCGAGCGAGAAGUCUCCGUUGAGCCGCCAGUGCGUGCAUCGGUGGAUCGUCGCAGUCGUGAGCGUAGAAGUAUGAGUCGCUCAGUCUCUGUGGCUCCGUUGGAGGUGGUCGAGGCUGUGGUAGUAGAAGAAGUGCUGCCUCAGCAGCCCAUUGCGGUGGCCGCGUACCUAAAUCUGGUGGCCGAUUUCUCGCACAACUUCACGGACGGUUUGGCUAUUGCGGCCGCAUAUCUGGCCAGCGACGCAUUAGGGUUCAGCACUAUGUUGGCUAUUCUGUUUCAUGAGAUUCCCCACGAGGUAGGAGACUAUGCAAUUCUGAUCCGAUCCGGAUUUUCAAGGCCGAAGGCCAUGGUGGCCCAGUUGUCGACUGCCAUUGGUGCUAUGCUGGGUGCAGUGGUUGGUCUGAAGGCGCAGGAGUUCAUGCACACCACUGCAUGGAUCUUGCCUCUGACCGCGGGAGGGUUUAUCUACAUCGCCACUACCACGGUGAUCCCUGAUUUGCUGACAGACUGUUCGUAUGGGCAGACUUUCUUGGAGAUACUGGCCAUGUGCACUGGUGUGGGCAUGAUGGUGGUCAUCGCUCAGUUCGAGGAGUAAAUUGAGCUAGUAUACUUAUACGCAUUUCUGUCCAGAUAUAGGCAUACAUGUACAUAUAUAUACCUAUACGCACAUACAUAUAGGUAUAUAUGAAUAUAUUUGCACAUAUUUGGAUAUAUAUGUACAUAUAUGGGUAUAUUUGUACAUGGUUAUGCAUAUGUGCAUAUACUUAUAUCUAUGAAAAGCACGAGCCGAACUCAUCCCGACGCUGCGACGUGCGAAAAACAAACCCCAUGGCACUCAGCCCGAAAAAUAAAACUCUCCAUGAUAA